AUGCGCUUCGCCAUCUUCUCCUUCCUGGUUGCGCUCCUCGCUGCCUUCGUCAUGGCCAGCGCACCCCACCGCUCCGUCAUCAUCAGCUGGCCCAACGACACACCCGACGACAUUGUCGAGCAGAGCAAGGAGGCGAUCCGACAGGCCAAGGGUGUCAUUACCCACGAGUACAACAUCAUCAAGGGCUUCGCUGCCACCGCCCCCGCUGCCGCUCUCGACAUGGUGUCGACGUUGAGCGACGUGUACAAGUGUGAGAUUGAAGAGGAUGGCAUCGUUACUACACAGAACAACAAGGAGUAG
Alternaria ventricosa is the source of this 300-nucleotide messenger RNA. RefSeq lists its product as uncharacterized. The record is from RefSeq and is a predicted model, not a curated record. Bases 1 to 300 code for a protein of 99 amino acids. Gene Ontology annotation, biological process: vacuole fusion, non-autophagic. Gene Ontology annotation, molecular function: endopeptidase inhibitor activity. The transcript has 2 exons. Lineage: Eukaryota; Fungi; Ascomycota; Dothideomycetes; Pleosporales; Pleosporaceae.